UCAAAGUUAGACACAGCGGUUUCUCCUUAACAAAAAGUUGACCUCCUCCCUCUAACUGAUGGUUUCUCUGUUACACUUGAGGAAGACAUAAAUUAAUUGCUAAAUAUAAGCGUGUAUAUUUUCAACCUGGGCGAGGACUCACUUUUAAGAUGCUCAAAGUCCACUGUCAGUGAAACCAAGCGCCUGUGUGGAGAGAGGGAAGCGACAGGAAGAGGAGACGCGCUUUAACGCGGCGGUGCGGCCUGACAUCUUUCACUGUGAGAGCGGAGGCGGCGCCGGGCACCUGGACGGUCUGAAGGAUGGCUGGAUGCUGCACAUCGGCGGAGGACAGAGAGAACCAGCGGAUCAACGAGGAGAUUGAGAAACAGCUCCGGAGAGACAAGAAGGAUUCGCGCAGGGAGCUGAAGCUGCUGCUGUUGGGUACCGGAGAGAGUGGAAAGAGCACUUUUAUCAAACAGAUGAGGAUUAUCCAUGGAGGAGGCUACACAGAGGAGGACAAGAGAAGCUACGCCAAACUGGUCUAUCAGAACAUCUACACGUCCAUGCAGUCCAUGAUCCGAGCCAUGGAGAUGCUCAGUAUACCCUUCUCAGACUCCCAGAACCAGAGCCAUGCAAACUCUAUCCUGGAGGUGGAGGUGGAUAAGGUGGAUAAAUUAGAUGAAAACCAUGUGGCGGCCAUCAAGAGUCUAUGGAACGACACAGGAGUGCAAGAGAGCUACGACCGACGCAGAGAGUACCAGCUCUCCGACUCCACCAAAUAUUAUCUUACCGAUCUGGAGCGCAUUGCACAGCCCUCUUAUGUGCCUGACCUGCAGGAUAUCCUUAGAGUCCGAGUGCCUACCACAGGUAUCAUAGAAUACCCCUUUGACAUGGAGAACGUCAUCUUCAGGAUGGUGGAUGUUGGGGGUCAGAGGUCAGAGAGGAGGAAGUGGAUCCACUGCUUUGAGAACGUCACCUCCAUCAUCUUCCUGGUGGCGCUCAGCGAGUACGACCAGGUCCUGGCCGAGUGCGACAACGAGAACCGCAUGGAGGAGAGCAAGGCCCUGUUCAAGACCAUCAUCACCUACCCCUGGUUCCAGCGCUCCUCUGUCAUCCUCUUCCUCAACAAGACUGACAUCCUCGAGGAGAAGAUUAUGUAUUCUCACCUAGUCACCUAUUUCCCAGAAUUCACAGGACCUCAGCAGGACGCUAAAGCAGCUCAAGAGUUCAUCUUGAAGAUGUACCAGGAACAAAACCCCGACAAGGAGAAGACACUUUACGCCCACUUCACCUGCGCCACAGACACUGAGAACAUCCGCUUCGUCUUUGUGGCUGUCAAAGACACCAUACUGAGGCACAACCUGAAAGAGUUCAACCUGGUGUAAGGAGGAAUGGAUAGAUAGACAGAUACAUGCCUCUCAGCUGCUGCACCCUUCCACAAACAAAGACAAACAUCCAGCAACAACAACAUUG
Myripristis murdjan (pinecone soldierfish) is the source of this 1452-nucleotide messenger RNA. RefSeq names its product guanine nucleotide binding protein (G protein), alpha 14a (gene gna14a). The transcript has 7 exons. Gene Ontology annotation, biological process: adenylate cyclase-modulating G protein-coupled receptor signaling pathway; phospholipase C-activating dopamine receptor signaling pathway. NCBI's taxonomy places the organism in Eukaryota, Metazoa, Chordata, Actinopteri, Holocentriformes, Holocentridae. The record is from RefSeq and is a predicted model, not a curated record. Gene Ontology annotation, molecular function: guanyl nucleotide binding; GTPase activity; G protein-coupled receptor binding. Gene Ontology annotation, cellular component: heterotrimeric G-protein complex; cytoplasm. Bases 300 to 1364 code for a protein of 354 amino acids.